Molecule: messenger RNA, 1190 nt
Organism: Rhodamnia argentea
Lineage: Eukaryota; Viridiplantae; Streptophyta; Magnoliopsida; Myrtales; Myrtaceae
Product: chalcone synthase 3-like
Exons: 2
Coding region: 30-1190 (386 amino acids)
Biological process (GO): polyketide biosynthetic process
Molecular function (GO): acyltransferase activity, transferring groups other than amino-acyl groups
Source: RefSeq, a predicted model, not a curated record
GUGCAUCUUUGUACUUUGGAAUUUCAGUGAUGGAGAAGUCUUGCGAGUGCAAAGUUCCAGCAGCAAUUCUGGCAAUUGGCACAGCCAACCCUUCGAACUGUGUCAAUCAGGAAGACUAUCCUGACUUUUUGUUUCGCGUCACCAACACUCAGCAUUUGACCAAUGUGAAGAAGAAGUUUGUCCGCAUUUGUGAGAAAUCUGCAAUAAAGAAGCGGUAUUUUCACUUGAACGAAGAAAUUCUCAAGCAAAAUCCAGCUUUAUGCUCUAAUGGCGCCGAAUCACUAAACCGACGUCAGGAUUUGACGAUUGAUAUGAUCCCGAAGCUCGGCAUGGAAGCCGCCACAAAGGCCAUCGAAGAAUGGGGCCAACCGAAAUCGAUGAUCACCCACCUUGUCUUCUGUUCCUUUUCCGGCGUGGACAUGCCGGGUGCAGACCUAAAACUCCUCAAAAUCCUCGGCCUCCGACCUUCAGUCAACCGGGUCAUGUUCUAUAGCCUUGGCUGCUAUGCCGGAGGAACCAUCCUCCGAAUAGCGAAGGACAUUGCUGAGAACAACCUCGGGGCUCGGGUGCUCGUGGUUAGCGCUGAGACAACCAUCCUCACAUUUCGAGCUCCCUUUGAGGGUGAUCCAGUCUACUUAUUGAGCAAUGCGAUCUUCGCUGAUGGUGCGGCAGCUAUGAUUGUCGGCGCUGCUUCGCCACACGGGACCACAGAAAGGCCAAUCUUCCAAAUCAUCUCCGCCUCGCAGUCGGUAUUGCCGGACUCUGACGGUAUGAUUGAAGGCCAUUAUGGCCUCGGUGCCACCAUGCAGGUAUCGGAGAAGGUGCCGGAACUGAUUUCUGCCAAUCUGGAGGGGAAUUUGAUCGAAGCUUUCGGCUCGAUCAAUGUUGCGGAUUGGAACUCCAUUUUCUGGGCCCCACAUCCCGGAGGGAGGCGGAUUCUUGACUACGUAGAAGAAAAAUUGGGAUUGGAUAAAGAGAGACUAAGAGCUUCAAGGCACGUGUUGGAAGAGUUUGGGAACAUGUUCAGCGCGUCGGUUAUCUUUGUUCUGGAUGAGAUAAGGAAAAAGUCGAUCCAGGAAGGGAAGUCAACGACGGGGGAGGGGAUGGAGCUGGGGGUGCUAUUAGGGUUCGGCGCCGGUAUCACCAUCGAGACCGUCGUCUUACGGAGUAUGUCCAUCGUUGACGGGUGA